Molecule: messenger RNA, 1398 nt
Organism: Penicillium diatomitis
Lineage: Eukaryota; Fungi; Ascomycota; Eurotiomycetes; Eurotiales; Aspergillaceae
Exons: 3
Coding region: 1-1398 (465 amino acids)
Biological process (GO): maturation of LSU-rRNA from tricistronic rRNA transcript (SSU-rRNA, 5.8S rRNA, LSU-rRNA)
Cellular component (GO): nucleolus
Molecular function (GO): RNA binding
Source: RefSeq, a predicted model, not a curated record
AUGGCUCCUGAUAAGAAGGGAAGCAAGCGCAAGGCCGCACCUGUCGCCAGCGACUCGCCCGCGAAAAAAACCAAAAAGGUCGAGCCCAAGACCACGGCCGCCAAACCCGCCAAAGCCGUUGAAGAGGCACCCCCCAAGCCUGCUCAGAAGAAGAAGAAGGAGACUGUCACUGUGAAAACCAAGGAGUCCAAGACUGAAAUUGUUCCUAAGGCCAAUGGUGCCUCCACUCGUCAGACUAAGCCCCGCAAGCGCGCUGCCGACUUUUUGAGUGAUGAGGAGACUGAGAAGCCUGCUCCUGCUCCCACAAAGGCACCUGUGAACAAGAAGUCAAAGAAGGAGGAGAGCUCUACACAGACUGCCAAGAAGUCAGCCUCUGCUAAGAUUGGCAAGCCCACGCCCAAGCCCAAGCAGAUUGUGGAGGCUUCUGAUGAGUCGGACGAUGAGGACUUUGUGCUCAAUGCAUCUGCGUCUGAAUCAGAGUCAAAUGGCAGUGAUCAGGAGAUUGAUGAUGUUGAGGAUGACCAGACCGCCGCUCUUAUCAAGGGUUUCGAAAGCAGUGACGACGAGGACGAUGUUGCCGACGAGGGCUACGAUUCCAAGCAGCCCAUUCCCAGAAUUCCAGACACCAAGAAGGCCGAGAAGAAGUUGAAGAAGUUGCAACAGGGUGAGAACAAGGAUGAGCCCGGUACUGUCUACGUUGGUCGCAUUCCCCACGGUUUCUACGAGCACCAGAUGCGCGCCUACUUCUCCCAAUUCGGCGAGAUCACUAAGCUCCGUCUUUCACGUAAUCGUCUGACGGGACGUUCCAAGCACUACGCCUUCAUUGAGUUUGCCUCUUCAACUGUCGCCAAGAUUGUCGCCGAGACCAUGGACAACUAUUUGAUGUACAGCCACAUCCUGAAGUGCAAGUUUGUUCCACAAGACCAGCUGCACCCUGAGGUCUGGAAGGGUGCCAACCGCCGAUUCAAGCGCACACCCUGGAAUCAGAUUGAGCGAAAGCGUUUGUUGAAGGGCAAGACUCGUGAGGAGUGGUCGAAGCGUAUUGAUAAGGAGCAGCGCAAGCGUCAAGCCAAGGCCGAGAAGAUGAAGGCCCUUGGCUACGAAUUCGAUAUGCCCCAGCUCAAGGCCGUUGAAGAUGUGCCUGUACAGGUGCCGGAGGAGCCCAAGGCUGUCGAAUCCGCUACUGCCGCCACCGAGGAGAAGGCCGAAGAGCAGCCUCUCAAGGCCAUUGAAGCCCCGGCUCCUGCAGAUGAGGCUCCGAAGAAGGCGAAGAAGGGCAAGAAGGUCGAACAGACCAUUGUCCAGGAAGAGGUUACAGCUCCAUCCCCGGCCACCAAGUCUGCUACCACAAAGACCAAGAAGGUUGUGAAGAAGACUACCAAGAAGGCCAAAGCGUAA